Antechinus flavipes (yellow-footed antechinus) is the source of this 1307-nucleotide messenger RNA. RefSeq names its product transmembrane 4 L six family member 20 (gene TM4SF20). The transcript is spliced from 4 exons. The coding region runs from base 64 to 759 and encodes 231 amino acids. Lineage: Eukaryota; Metazoa; Chordata; Mammalia; Dasyuromorphia; Dasyuridae. Gene Ontology annotation, cellular component: membrane. The record is from RefSeq and is a predicted model, not a curated record.
ACAGGUGUUCACUAGAGCCACCUUGACACUAGACUGAGCUUCUGAUUGAACUCAGGUGGAAAAAUGACUUGCUCUGAAGGCUGUACAUCCUGCAAUGGAUUUAGCUUGAUUGUUCUAGUGGUGUUAGCAGUGGUUCUCAACACAAUACCACUAAUCAGCUACAAACUUCAGAGUGAUGAGUUAUCUAAAAACCCCAUAUCUUGCUUUGAGUGGUGGUUUCCAGGAAUCAUAGGAGCAGGUGUCCUGGUCAUUCCAGCAAUUGUAAUGUCCUUGGCUGCAAGAAAAAGGGCAUUCUGCAACAACAGAUUAGGAAUGAUUCUGUCAUCGUUUUUGAGCGUGUUAACUAUUGGUGGUGCAGUGUACUGUAUUUUGGUGUCUUUACUGGCUCUUUCUGAAGGACCCCUCAUUUGCAACUACAACGGCAACAGCACAUUCAAUUGUGAAUUUUCUAUGAAAAACUUAAGUGACAUCCAUGAUCAACUGCAACAACCAAUCACUCUGAGAUGGUUUUUCAGUCCUACUUGUCAGCCUGAAAUUCCCAACAAUUCUGUCCCUGAUAAUAGUAUUAAUAUUUUCCAGAGAACAAACACUCUCACUUUUAGCUCUGAAGAAAACAAACAUAAGAUUAUUCACCUUACAGUAUUUGUUGGUUUACUUUUGGUUGGGAUUCUUGAGAUCUUAUUCAGUAUCAGUCAGAUAGUGACUGGGUUGUUCGGCUGCCUCUGUGGAGUUUCUAAGCGGAGUAGAAAAACAUGGUAAUAAUAUGGGAAGCAAAGACAGUCUCUCUCAAGAGAUUUCCAUUUUAAGGUGGAAUAUAAUCCUUUAGAUAUUUUUAGAUAUCAAUGUUGGGAUAUUAGUCAAUGACAUGAAAAUGAUCUAAAUGUCCAUUUUAAAGUUACAUUUUGUUUCAUUUUCAAAACUUUCAAAAAAUGGUUUCGCUAAUAUACUGACUGUUUAAAGACAAGAAAUACAAUAUGUUUACUGCAUAAACUAGAAAUUCUCAGUAUGAUCACUCCAAGAAUUUUAAAAAAUGUUCUGCCUGGAUUCUGUAGUCUUAUAAAAAACUGACAAAUGAUUUUACCUAUAUUACUGUUAUAAUAUAAAAGCAGUAUUAAGAAUUUGUAGAUCUAAUUUUUAAUAAAGUGGUUUGCCACUUGGAAAUUUAAACUUGUUGGAAGAAAUUGUAGCAUAUUUAAUCAUGAUCAUAUAAUUGGAAGUUUGAUUUUAAUUGGACAAUUUUAACAGAUUUUUGUUGUUGUUGCUGGAGCUUUGCUGAAUCACUGAUAAUAUAAAAGGAUAAUGGCCAA